GCCGUGAGCAGGACGGCUGAAGCGGAGCAGGCAGCAGGAUUCCCCAGGAGCCAAAAGCAACACGUAACAGAGCGGUUUCCCAGCUCGGAGGCAGCAGGAGGGGGCACCAGGAGAGGCGGGGGCAGCCGUAGGCUUUCAGUAUACACAGGGAGCUCCCCCCGAAAAAAGGAUAUAUACAUAUAUAUAGAAUAAAACACCCGCCGUGCUACCAAUCCCAUCAAGAAACCGCCGCCAAUCCGUGGAACAUGCAGCGUGAUCGCUGCAGAGCUCCGUAGUAGAUUCGCAAGAUGCUCAUCCGCCUGCGCUAUGGAAGACGCCUGCAGACCUAUCUGAAGAUAGGUGCCUGUGUCCUGGUGGGUCUGUGCUACUUCGCCUUCCUCUUCCGCGAAUCCCUAAAUGCCUACGAGCACCGCGAAAGAGUAACUGCCGCGGAGUUGGAGGCGGAAUCGGAACCCACGAAGCAGCAGCUCAAGCUGAAGCGCCAGCAGUUGCAGAGGCAGAGGAUCCUGGCCAAGCAGCAGGAGCAGGGAAAGGCCACCACUGGAGGGAAUGCCAGUGCCGGAAGCUCACAUCCCGUGGCCGAGGUUCCUCCUCCGCCGGCGAGCACCUUGAAUCCGGUCUACGAAUAUUCGGAGGAGCUGCACAGCCGCACGGAGCGGGAAUUGCAGAAGAGGAACGAACAUCUCUCCGCCGUUUGCGAUCGCUAUCAGCUGAAGGAGAAGUAUCCACCGAAUCCCUGGGAGUUCUUCGUCUCACCCGGACACAACAAUCUCGUCUGGUGCAAUGUAUUCAAGGCAGCCAGCAGUACGUGGAUGUAUUACUUUAAUAUAUUGGCUGGCUACGAUGUGAAGUAUCUGCAGAGGACGGACACCCAGCCACUGGAGCUGGCGAGAAAGCGUUUUCCCCGACCUGAGCUCGGCGAACUGAUGGAGCUGCUGCCCAGUGCGUUGUCCUUCCUCUUCGUGCGCGAUCCCUUCGAGCGGAUACUGAGUGCCUAUCGGAACAAGCUGGAGGGGAACAAGAACACCUUCUACAAGGCACUGGGCACCAAGAUCGUGCAUCGCUACCGGAAGAGGAGUCUCGGAGGACCUUGGCCGAGAUGCGGACCCACCUUCGAGGAGUUUGUGCGCUUCCUGAUCGCCGAACACGAGGCUGGCAAGAAAUUUGACGAGCACUGGGCUCCGAUCUACAGCUUCUGCACGCCCUGCAGCGUCAACUUCACGAUCAUCGGGAAAACGGAGACUUUUCAAAGGGACUCUGAGUUCAUCAUUCGACAGGCGGGACUGGAGUCGCUGCUUUUGGGAUUGGGAAAGCUGCCGCAGCGAAAGCAGCGCAAGAUUGGCAACCAGGCGCGCAGUGGAAUCAAAUCGGAGGCCCUGGUCGAGCGUUAUUUCGCCGAUCUCGACCGCUCAACGUUGGACCAAUUGCUCAAGAUAUAUCGCAUCGACUUCGAGCUGUUUGACUACGACUACCGCAAGUACUACGACAUGGUGCAUCCGUGGAGCCAGGAGCAGAGCACCUCUGCAUCCGGAGUGCCUGCUGCGGGAUCCACCAGCACCACGGCCUCCUUGUCGUCGGGAGGACACUCCACCCAGGGUCAGACGACCUAGAGUCAAACAGCUGGGCAUCGAUGAGUCGCGAAACAAUCUUAUCAUGUACCUUUUUACACGAAAACUCGAACCACAGAUAAACUGACACACCACACGAAACAAACAAACAAAAACAGAACCCAACCGAAGCUAACAAAUCUACCAAAGAAAAGUUUAUGGCCAAAUCAACGUUUUCCAAAAACGCAAAACCAAAACAAAACACUCUUGACCUCUCUCUUAGAUAAUGCCAAAAAAAAAAAAAAAACAAAUGGAUAGGAUGGAUAGGAAGGAAGCGAAAGGAAAAACUUAGUUAGAAGAUUUAGCAUUUUGAUGGAUUUUUUCAGCCACCAAAAUUCUGACACGAGACCCCUACAAUUUUACAUGGCGUGGCAUGUGUUGUGUUGUAGCUAGUUUAUAAGUACCUACAAUUUACAGUUGCACUCUCAAACCAAACGAAAUCGACAAACACCAUAUAUUAUAUAUAAUAGUUAAACGAUAUAUACAGACCUCUAUACCAAUAUCGCGAACGCUAUUCUUCAUGGCAAGGCUGGAGAGUUAUAUAUACAACAACCAGAAAGUGAGAAAUCGUCUUAAACCAAAGAAAAUUCUGUAUUUACACAUAUUUACAACCGAAUCCCCAAAUACCAAGCCCUCAACAAACCACAACAUAUGGUACUUACUAUUAUUAAGUUAUUAUAUAUACCUAUUAUAUAUAAACGAAAUUUAUAAACAGGUCUUGAUCUAAGUCUAUAACUUUUGUGGACUAGAUACGUUUUUCCUAGGCUAACGAAACAAGCGGAAAAUAUUCAAGUUUUCGAUUGGAAAAUGAAAAUGAUACCAAAGAACGGAUAGAAAGUAUUUGAAACUUAUUAACGAGAAAGGAAACCCAACAACAACAAAAACUUUUCAUGUGAUGUUUAAGGAUUUAUUAUAAAGACAGAGAAUAUUUAAUUAUUAUACUUAUACUGUAUUUCGAAUAAUGAUAAAAACAAAAACGAAAUCGAAAUCGAAAUUAGUGACAUACACCCGAUAUUAUUCUAAAUAAAUUUAAAUUUUCAAAACUUUUUUCGUUGUACAAGUACAAGGCAACAACGUCAUUAAGAAUAAAUAAUCUCUUUACCACUCAAAA
This is a messenger RNA of Drosophila ficusphila, 2718 nucleotides long. RefSeq names its product carbohydrate sulfotransferase 11. Gene Ontology annotation, molecular function: sulfotransferase activity. The record is from RefSeq and is a predicted model, not a curated record. The transcript has 4 exons. The coding region runs from base 288 to 1610 and encodes 440 amino acids. Gene Ontology annotation, biological process: carbohydrate biosynthetic process. Gene Ontology annotation, cellular component: membrane. NCBI's taxonomy places the organism in Eukaryota, Metazoa, Arthropoda, Insecta, Diptera, Drosophilidae.